AUGGCGAGUAGCAUGUUCUCAGUUCAUGCAAAGAUAAAGCCAUUGGUUGACAAAUGUUUGAAAUUAGAAGAUGAAGACUUGGAGGUCCAGAAUGUGGCGACGAAGGUAGAAAAAGAAGAGGAGAUAAAAGAGAAGGAGGUCACUUGUGACUGCAAAAAGAAGUUAGAAGAAGAUGCAUCUAGUAGGGUGGAAGAAUUAAUUCAGAAGAAUGUUGAAGAAAGGCUAAACUCUAAAGAGAUUAAAUUAGAAAUACAGAGGCGAAUAAAGGAAGGUCGCAAGAAGUUGUAUGAUGAUGUUGAUAUGCAGCUUGAGAAAGAAAAAGAAGCCGCUACAAGACAAAAAGAAGAACAAGCACGGAAAGAGAGAGAAGAGCUAGAUAAAAUGCUGGAAGAGAAUAGGAGAAGAGUAGAAAAAGCUAAGCGACGAUUAGCUCUAGAGUUGCAGUGGAAGGAAGAAAAACUAUAUCGUGAGCUCGCGUUGGUUCAGAGACAAAAAGAGCAAGCAGCUCGGAGAACUAAUUUAGAUGAUAAGAGUUUGAGUUAUGAUAUAGAAGCCGCAGAUGAAAAUACUAUAGAGGAAAAUAUUUCCUCUGUCUCUUUGGCUGAAGCAAGCUCUCCUAGCUCGAAUAAGGCGAGGAAUAAGAGACCACCAGUCUGA
This is a messenger RNA of Cucurbita maxima (winter squash), 657 nucleotides long. RefSeq lists its product as uncharacterized. The coding region runs from base 1 to 657 and encodes 218 amino acids. NCBI's taxonomy places the organism in Eukaryota, Viridiplantae, Streptophyta, Magnoliopsida, Cucurbitales, Cucurbitaceae. Gene Ontology annotation, molecular function: cadherin binding. The record is from RefSeq and is a predicted model, not a curated record. Gene Ontology annotation, cellular component: mitochondrion; nucleoplasm. The transcript has a single exon.